UUGCAUGACCACUCAAAGUGACAGUAGUGAUGGCUGGGAACUGGAGACAGCUGCGCUUGGUGAGACCCCGUCUCCACACUCGGUUUGCCAUGAAAAACUAGAUGUUCUACGAGAGUUUGGCCUCGGGUCUAUGUGUGAAGAACUUUUGUGAAUGAAUAAGUUGGCCGGCCACUUUCAAAAGAGUUUGGUAAGCUGGCAGUGCUGCCAGGAUUUGGGAACGGGGGGAGCGGGGAGGGCUCCUGCUGCCUUUGGGAGGUCUGUAUGCUUUCAGCGCACUCAAACUGUGGCACCAGUGGCCGCUGGAUAUUGAUUUCUUUAGAUAAGUUUGCCUACUUCAGUCAAGGGUCAUAGACUUGAUAUAGAACCUUAGUCGAUGGAUUUGCCGCCCUCAAUACAACAUCAUUUUAACUGUACUUUCUCUCUAGGCUAGAAAUCGUGAAGCAUGGGUGACUGGAGCUUUCUUGGGCGGCUCUUGGAGAAUGCACAGGAACACUCGACUGUGAUCGGCAAAGUCUGGCUGACGGUACUCUUCAUUUUUAGGAUUCUAGUGUUGGGAGCGGCGGCCGAGGAGGUCUGGGGCGAUGAGCAGUCAGACUUUACCUGCAACACGCAGCAGCCCGGUUGCGAGAACGUCUGCUAUGACGAGGCCUUCCCCAUCUCCCACAUCCGCUUCUGGGUGCUCCAAAUCAUCUUCGUGUCCACGCCGACGCUCAUCUACCUGGGCCAUGUCCUGCACAUUGUUCGUAUGGAGGAGAAGCGGAAAGAGCGCGAGGAGGAGCUGCGAAAGGCCAGCCGGCUCCAGGAGGAGAAAGAACUCCUGUAUAGAAACGGAGGGGGAGGGGAGGCUGGUGGACGGGGUGGGGGCGGCGGCGGCGGCAAAAAGGAGAAACCGCCAAUCAGAGACGAGCACGGCAAAAUCCGCAUUAGAGGUGCCUUGUUGCGCACCUAUGUGUUCAACAUCAUUUUCAAGACCCUGUUUGAAGUGGGGUUCAUUUUAGGUCAGUAUUUCCUCUAUGGUUUCCAGUUGCGGCCCCUGUAUAAGUGUGCACGGUGGCCCUGCCCCAAUACGGUGGACUGCUUCAUUUCCCGGCCCACGGAAAAGACCAUCUUCAUCAUAUUUAUGCUUGUGGUGGCUUGCGUGUCCCUUUUGCUGAAUUUGUUAGAAAUCUAUCACCUCGGAUGGAAGAAGGUCAAACAGGGCAUGACCAACGAGUUCGCCCCCGAGCGUGAGUCGCUGCCCGACGCGAACGAAGCGGAGCCCGAGUCUCCCAGAACUGCGCCUCCUACCCUCAGCUACCCGCCAGACUACACGGAGGUGGCCGUGGUGGGUGGCGGCGUGUUCCUCCAGCCCGUGUCGGCACCCUCCACGGCUGAGUUCAAGAUGGACCCUCUGCGCGAGGAGCUCGAGGAGUCCUCACCUUUUUACAUCAGCAACAACAACCACAGGCUGGCUGCCGAGCAGAACUGGGCCAACCUGGCCACCGAGCAGCAGACUCGAGAGAUGAACGCCGCCUCCCCCUCCCCUUCCUCCUCCUCGUCUCGCUCUUCCAAUAAUGGGCGGCAAGCCAAAGACGCCGCUCAGCUCGCUGACACCCCCACCUCCGCCGGCGGCGGUUUGAGCGCUGGGCCGGAGGAGGGGCACGUCACCACCACGGUGGAGAUGCACGAGCCGCCUGUCAUUUUCACUGACGCUCGACGACUGAGCAGGGCUAGUAAAGCCAGCAGCGUGAGAGCGAGGCCCAAUGAUCUGGCGGUGUAGUGGCUCGCCACUCCAAAGCGCAGGUUUUUGUGGACAAAAACACAAAGAAAUACACCAAAAACAAGAGGAAGUGAGAGGCAGAUUGCUGGAAUGGAAAAGUUCAUUCCAUUCAUAAAGCGAGCGAUGUAAAAUCGCAAAGAGCUCAUUCAUCUCUUAUGGGAUUAUGAAAGAUGGCUGCUGAAUGCUGGUUAGUGUAAUGCAGUAGUUGAAUGGAGCAGCCCACCUGAUGCACGUUAUGUUAUACCACAAUCUGGAGUGAUUCACUGAAAAAUGUCACCUAAAUUAGUCUGACAAGGCCUUAAAGUAAAAGAAUGCCAUUUGAUGAGUUCAAUUUAUUAAGUAUAUUGUAUCAGAUGCUACCUUCGCGUGCUAUCGAAAAUUUGAUAAUUCCCACUUCUGAAGUCGUGAUUACGAGCUCAUUCGAAAUUGGAGGGUGUUCAUAUGCAAUUUUUACCUAGGAAACUCAUAUUUACGAUAAUUCCAAGAGCAUAUGAAGGCGGCAUAAGUCUCAUGAUAUAACAAAGGCACCAAACAUAAAAUGUUUGCAGUGCAAUAAUACAGGUUACAAACAACAAAGCUACAUUUUAAAUACAACAUAAAUACCGUAUAUGGUUCAAUUGAGUAGACAAUGACACGACUCUCAUGUAUUAUCAUGUACUAUAUUUUUAUUUUAUUUUAUUUUUAAGCCUGGAAUAGAACAGGCAAGAAAAUUAGAAAAAAUCAGCAGUAAUUGAAAAAAGUAGUUAAAGUUGUCAAAUUCAUAAACUCCUUUUUUUUUUUUUUUUUUUUAAAGUUCUCUUUGUUGUUCCAGCAUCUGUCUCUACAUUUCCUCAGAGAAAUCAAAGUGUUGGGGAAGAAAAAAAGAAGUAAAAAGCACAUUGCCUGAUGAAAGUGGCAAACCUUAAUGCAUAACAGAGAAAAGGUCAUCCAUACAUGAAAAAAUGAACAUACACUGAGGCAAGUGACAUAUUUAGAUAACUGUUGUACUACUGAAUGGUGCAGUUUUAAUUCAUAUAGCUUGUGUAUUCUCUGGACCACAUUUCUUUUUUUCGAUCCCAUGAUCUGAAGUUCACAUCCUGCUCCUCUGUUGGAUUUGAGAGUUUUGAUAUAUGACCAUCUUGCCAUCAGGAAUACACUUUUGAAGUAGUUAAUCUGAGGAGGGGAGUACUAACUCUCAUUACAUGUGACAUUUGAAAUCCUUAUUGGUUUUUAUUUCGAAAAGUUUGAGCAUUUUUAUUUCUAAAAAUGUAAGCAAUUGGUUGAGAAUGAGUAUAAAAAAUGUCAUCAAAAGCAUUGCUUUUCUGUAGUCAGUUCGUGGUUGCCAAAAAGUAGUUACUUCAAAAUGGACAUAAAAAGAUGCUGCAAGUGUCUAAUGCUAAUAUGAAGUUUAUCCCCAUUUUUUUUUUUUUAUUGUUGGUCCAGUUUCAGGUUACUGUGAGGCCCUCAUUUUCACUGACUACUACUGCUGUUGUAUAGAACAUGCCUUCGGUACACAUACUGUAACAACAUGACAGCACAACAUGAUUUUUUUUUUUUUCUUCAGACCCGAUGUACAAUGCUUUUAUUAUCAGGUAUAUACUUCGGCAGUCUAUUUAAAGAGACAGACAGCCCUGAAAUAGAAACGGUACAUUGCUUCAUCACACAGAUACUGUGCAGGUUUGUGCUUAGGACAGUAUUACUUUUGCUUUUAUCAGAUCACAGUAUUUACAGAUGUAUGUUAUUUAUUUUCUGCUGUUUUAAUGUAUCCAAAAAUGAAAGUGUGUUAUUUUGUCAUUUUUUGGUUCUUAAAGUUUACAUUUUAGUAAAUAGUUGAAGAUUUGCACAUUUAGGCAAAAGACACUGUUCAAUAAUUCUUACAUUGAUAGAAAGGAGGAAAUAUUUUUGAUCCUUAAAGGAAAAUGUCUUAAUGGUAAAAGUUGUUGUGUUGAUGGCAGUAUUAUUCCACUUAAAUAACAUCAAAUGUAACUUAUAAAACAGCACUUGUAGAGUAUAAGAAAUAUACACGUUUCCCAUGUUUUAUUUUAGGACUGUUGUGGUGGCCUGAAAGGACCGCAGGAAAUUUGAACAUUGUGGAUUAUAGCAUUUCAUCGAUUCUGAAUUUGAAUUGGCCAGCCAGCCAGCUCUUUCCUAUCUCGAUCCGUUUGUAGUGUACUUAGUUGCAGCCCAUUAUUCUCAGAUAACACUCAUUUCUUGAACUUCUUGAACUGAUUUUCUCAAGCAGAGCUGAUUAUUCUGACCAAUCAGGGAAAUGAACCACCUACAUAUGCUCAGAACAGCAGCCUGUUUCGAUGCUGUCUUAAGAGAAGUGCCUUGUGUAUUCAAUUUUAUAAGAACAAGUUGAUGUAAAUGUUCAUUUACCUCAAAUGUUUACAAAGCUGUUACUAAAUAAACUUUUUGUACCAUAAA
Messenger RNA from Ctenopharyngodon idella (grass carp), 4165 nucleotides. RefSeq names its product gap junction protein, alpha 3 (gene gja3). Gene Ontology annotation, cellular component: connexin complex. Lineage: Eukaryota; Metazoa; Chordata; Actinopteri; Cypriniformes; Xenocyprididae. The coding region runs from base 443 to 1759 and encodes 438 amino acids. The transcript is spliced from 3 exons. The record is from RefSeq and is a predicted model, not a curated record. Gene Ontology annotation, biological process: cell communication.